Messenger RNA from Aspergillus steynii IBT 23096, 1644 nucleotides. RefSeq lists its product as uncharacterized. The transcript has 3 exons. The record is from RefSeq and is a predicted model, not a curated record. Lineage: Eukaryota; Fungi; Ascomycota; Eurotiomycetes; Eurotiales; Aspergillaceae. Bases 160 to 1488 code for a protein of 442 amino acids.
CCCCGGAGUCUGAAAACAGCUCGAGAAUCUCACUUGACUCGCGGAACUUUCGACUCAGAGGCAAACCAAAUAAACUGACUAUGAUCUUCGCCCAGGGGCCGGACCUCUAGAUCUGCUGAUGCAGCUAAAUCGAAGGGCCCGAACGAGUCCAGCUCGGCGAUGUCAACUACGAAUACCAGACCAAAGCGGAAUCCACGACGGGCCGCAAAAGAUCCAUGGGAGGAGGAGCGCCUGAUGACGAGCUCGGAGUCGCCGCUCGUUCAUCUGGAUCUUGUGAAAUUGCUCGCGCGCCCCGAAGCUUGGGAGAUUCUCGAGGAAUCCGAGAAGAAAGAAAUCCUGAGCUUACUCCCCGAAGAUGUGCACCCAAACCCUCAUCCGCCUGCGGAUGACCCCGAUUGGAAGAUCCCCCCAUUACCGGAGUCCUUCUUACGCUACUCGAAUAACUGGCGGGAUGGAGUCCGUCAAUUCCAGGUCGAUCUCGAAAGCGGCCGCUACGAUCCAGAAUGGUUGCGCCAGGCCGAGGAGGCAUCGGCGCAGCGAGCUGCGGGAAAAUUCGACAAAUUCAAAGAACGCGAAUACGAGGAGUUCUGGGGACAGAAGCAGAAAUUCGACCGGAGUUUGGCCGCGGGACAAAGCUCCCAAGUGAAGCUUCAAACGCUGAUCGAACACGGGGUGGUUCGUGCAGGUGAUGUUUGGAGAUACUCGCGAUGCUUUAUGCAAGGCUCGAGUAAGAUCUUAUUGGAAAAAGAAGUCAAGUUCCUAUCAAUCGAUGGCCCACGAUUGACCUUUGCCAUGCCCUUUGGUCAACGCGUGUUCCUCUCCAAUAGCAAUGGCCAUGCCAAAGACUCGGAGCCUAGUGCUCAGUCUGAACUCUCUCCACCAAAGCCCGCAGAGGUUGAAACAGAUGAAUCUAAGAAGACGAACGAGGAAGCAUUUUUGGAUGGAAAUGGAGCGAUAGAGAUAGAAUCGUCUAAGAAACGGAAAUCGGACGCUGGUCCGUCCGGCGACAAACCUCCAGCUCAGAAACGGCGUCGAGGACAGUCGGGAAGCACCGGGGUCGCUAAAACCCGCGGAGAUUGCGACCAGGAAGCAGCUUCAAACACUGACUGCAAGAAUCCGGAUACCGCACCGGUGGGUAUUGACUGCCAUCCUGCGGAAGAAAACCCGGCCGCCGCGGCAGUCGACGAAGCGAAGAAUGGUGACCAAGCAAGGGUUGAGACUCCAUCCUCAGCCAAUGCAUCCGAACCGGGCGACAAGAACAGAACAACAAGACCUGCCUCUCCAAGCAUCUGCGAGCAACAUGACGAUGUCGUAGUAUCGGGUAUCACUGGGCUCAACUCACUCGCUGCCAAGAUUGUGGAGGUCGAUGGCCGCCUGAAGAAGAUGCCCCGUGGAAACGCUUGGAAAGAGUUUCGUUCUUACAGGAACAACCAAGACAUGGGCAGUCUUUGGGAGGUCAGACAGGCUUGGUUUCUGAAGACUCAGUAGUCUACACGGCGCAACUGGUUGUUCUUUGGUCAGUGCCGGCCAAUUGUUUUUUUUUUUUACCCUUAAUACCCCUUGAGCAAGGCUGGUUCACAUGAGUAGGUUUCCUUUGGGAAGUUGCCUAGAGACUUGAUAGAACCAUACAGAAUAAAAGCCCCC